This is a messenger RNA of Humulus lupulus (European hop), 2983 nucleotides long. RefSeq names its product linoleate 13S-lipoxygenase 2-1, chloroplastic-like. The transcript has 9 exons. Gene Ontology annotation, biological process: lipid oxidation. The coding region runs from base 94 to 2877 and encodes 927 amino acids. The record is from RefSeq and is a predicted model, not a curated record. Lineage: Eukaryota; Viridiplantae; Streptophyta; Magnoliopsida; Rosales; Cannabaceae. Gene Ontology annotation, molecular function: metal ion binding; protein binding; oxidoreductase activity, acting on single donors with incorporation of molecular oxygen, incorporation of two atoms of oxygen.
UCUCGUCCUAUAUAACAAUAUAUAUAUAUAUAAGCUCAAACUCAUAACAAGUAGAAGUCCCCAAAAACCAAUUUCCUAUAUCUGUAAUAAGCAAUGCUGAAGCCUCAAGUAGUUGUUCAAAAUUCGCAUUGUGAGCAAACCCUAGUUCUUUUGAACAAGCCAUUCAUCCAUGGAAAUGGUGGUAGUGUCAACUCUCUACUUUCAGUGUCUUUGACACGUCCCUUAACCCUAGUUGUACCAAAUAAGAAAACCAAAAGGCAUGGCGUUUCUUCAUCUCCUGGAAAGUCCAUUAAAGCUAGUCUAUUUUCCCCAAAGAAGAAGACUACAACAAAGAUUGUAGCUAGUGUGACCGUACAACGUGUGACUCCAAAGCUUUGGAAGUUUGAAUUGUCUGAGAGACUCCAAGAUAGACUAGACAAGCUUGAUGAUCUUCUAGGGUUAACCUCUUUCAGUCUUGAGCUUGUUAGUGCUGAAAAAGAUCCCGCAACGGGAAAAGCCCGAACAGUGAAAGGUUUUCCAAAAAGGGAUGGCUUGAACGUAUUUUCGAAUGAGGUAAAAUACGAAGCAAAAUUUGAUGUACCAAAGGAUUUUGGAGAGGUGGGUGCUAUAAUCGUUGAGAAUGAUUACGAAAGAGAGAUAUUUAUACAAGAUAUAUUGCUCCAAGACUUGCCCUCUGGCCCAAGAUUCCUCAGUUUCUCUUGCAACUCCUGGGUUCAGUCUAAGCGUGAUGUUCCUGCUAGUCAGCACAAGAGGAUCUUCUUUUCUGAAAAGUCUUAUCUCCCAUCACAAACCCCAAGUGGGAUAAAAGAACUGAGAAAAGUGGAGCUGGAAAAUUUGAGAGGAGAUGGAAAAGGAGAGCGCAAGCCAUACGAGAGAAUAUAUGAUUAUGAUGUGUAUAAUGAUCUUGGAGAGCCUGAUAAUAAAAAAACUGACUUGGUAAGACCAGUUCUUGGUGGAAAAGAGUACCCUUAUCCCAGACGAUGCAGGACUGGACGACCUCAUACCAAAACUGACAAAUUAACGGAGUCAAGGAGUAGUGACUUCUAUGUGCCGCGGGACGAAGAGUUUGCAGAAGUGAAGAGUAAUAAUUUUAGUCUGAAGACUGUAUACUCACUGGUAAAUGGGGUGAUACCUAUGUUAAGAGAAGCCUUGAUUGACGAUGACUUUCCAUACUUCACGGCCAUAGAUGUUCUCUACGAUGAAGGCAUUAAAAUUCCUCCUGCUACAAAAGGGGACAUAAAAGAAGUCAUCAAAAAUGUCAAUGCCAGAAUCUAUAAAGCUGUUUCGGAUCUUGAUGAUUUUUUGCAAUUUGAGCUGCCACCAACAAUGGACAAGGAUAAAUUUUUUUGGUUUAGAGAUGAAGAAUUUGGAAGACAAACUCUUGCAGGUCUCAACCCUUGCUGCAUUGAAUUGGUCAAGGAAUGGCCACUGGAGAGUAAACUUGACCCUGCUAUCUAUGGCCCAAAAGAAUCAAAAAUCACCACAAAACUUGUUGAGCAGCUGAUUACUGCAUAUGGCUAUAAUAAUAUUAAUGAGGCUUUAAAAGAUAAGAAGUUGUUCAUGUUGGAUUAUCAUGAUGUAUUGUUACCGUAUGUUAGCAAAGUAAGACAACUCAAAGGUAGAACUCUAUAUGGAUCACGAACACUAUUUUUCUUGACUCCUUCUGGUACAUUGUUGCCUCUGGCCAUCGAGCUGACUCGACCACCUAUGGAUGGAAAGCCACAAUGGAAGGAAGUCUACACCCCAAUAAGUAAUUGGCAUUCUACUGAUCUUUGGCUUUGGAGACUUGCAAAAGCUCAUGUUCUUGCCCAUGAUUCUGGUGUUCACCAACUUAUUAGUCAUUGGCUAAGAACACAUUGUGCUGUAGAGCCAUAUAUAAUUGCAUCAAAUAGACAGCUCAGUGCGAUACACCCUAUCUAUAGAUUGUUAAAGCCUCAUUUCAGAUACACAAUGGAGAUUAAUGCUCUUGCUCGACAAAAGUUGAUUAAUGCAGAUGGUGUCAUUGAAUCUGCAUUUGUGCCAGGAAAAUAUUCUAUUGAGUUGAGCUCUGUUAUCUACGGCAAACAAUGGCAAUUUGACUUGCAAGCAUUGCCGGCUGACCUAAUUAAUAGAGGGAUGGCUGUGGAGGACAAGAAUGGCGAACAUGGUCUAAAGCUAACAAUUGAAGACUAUCCUUACGCCAACGAUGGACUUCUCGUGUGGAACUCCAUCAAGGAAUGGGUUACUGACUAUGUCAACCAUUACUAUCCCAGCUCAAGCGAGGUGGAGAGUGACGAAGAGCUACAAGCAUGGUGGACAGAGAUCAGAACCGUAGGCCAUGCUGAUAAGAAGGAUUCACCCGGGUGGCCGGACCUGAAGACACAGCAAGACCUCAUAGACAUCGUCACGAACAUGGCAUGGACGGCGUCUGGUCACCAUGCAGCUGUCAACUUCGGACAAUAUGCUUACGCUGGUUAUUUCCCAAAUCGGCCAACCAUCACAAGAACUGUUAUGCCAUCGGAGGAGAAGGAGUACAACCCGACUGCCUGGAAAAACUUCAAAAAUAGUCCUGAAGACGCGCUUUUGAAGUGCUUACCUACGCAGUUUCAGGCAGGUCAAACAGUUGCUGUGUUGGAUGUGUUGUCUACUCACUCGCCAGAUGAAGAGUAUCUUGGGGAUAAGAUGGAACCCUCUUGGGGCUCAGAUCCUGUUAUAGUGGAUGCUUUUCAGCGGUUCAAUAAGAGGAUGAAGGAGAUUGAACACACCAUUAAUGAUAGGAAUGAUGAUGAGAAUUUGAAGAACAGACAUGGAGCUGGAAUUUUGGCUUAUGAGCUUCUCAAGCCAUUUUCAAAGGAAGGUGUCACGAACAUGGGCAUUCCCUAUAGCAUAUCCAUUUAAAUUUUUUAAAGUAUUUGUAUCAAGUUUUCUGUGUAUUAUUCUCAAUAAUGAAUACCUUUCAUGUCCACACAUCGAUCUCUAAUUUAAUUCCAAAUAAUGUUGUGUA